AUGAGACAACGAAGUGGUUAGAUAUUAUCACCAGCUCGUGUAAUAUAAAACUUUUAAAUGAGCACUAAAAAUCAUACUAGUAAAAAUGCAUCAUAAUCUCCCUUAAAAUUUAUUUAGAGAAAUCUUUCAUAAAUUAUAUUGAAGGAUUUGGUGAAGCAAGAUUCAUCUCGGAAAGCUAAUCAUGGCAGCUUAACAGAGAGAGUACAUAGUUAAUAAAGAUCAAAUUCAAGAGAUAAGGUUAAACCUUAAGUAAAAUCUUCGAAAGUUCCAACUGAAACAAAUUUCCAAUUUCAAUAAAUAUCAAAGGGAAUCAACUUAAUUCUAAAUCAAAAAUUGACAAAUAAGAAUAAAUUAAUUUUAGAAAAAGGUUCAAUGACUCGCAGAAAUAGUAUGGAAGAUCUCUUAACAAGUUCUAUUUAAGUAGGUGGUAAAUCAUCAUCAAUUGAUAAAAUAGUUAAAUAGGAAAUUUGUGUAUAUGUUCAUUAUUCCUCAGAAGUAACACAAAAUCAUAGAUUUAAUCCUAAUAUAACAACAGAUAAGAUGUUAAAUGUAUUAAAGAAUAAAUGUGGAAGUUAUUAAGUGAUUGGAUUUGCAACAUUAGAUGAAAAUAUUGGAUUUGAUUAUUAUCUUACGAUUCCAUCUCUAUCAAUGAAUCAUAUGAUUGGAAAAACCAUAAGACUUAAACCAAUAAUAGGUAUAUCUCCACCAAAACAAUUAAAUUUAAGUUGUUUUUAAUUUUUGCAUGUAAUAGGCAGAGGUGGAUUCUCAACAGUUAUUUUAUCUCGAUCAUUAAUUGAUGGCAGUUUCGUUGCUUUAAAAUUGAUAAGCAAAAGUUUUGUAAUAUAAAAUGAGAAGUAGGAUUUAGUUUAGAAUGAAAGAGAUAUUCUAAUAGAAACUACAAAUAAAGGUUCGUUAUUCACAUCAAAAAUAGAAUUUGUAUUUGAAACUAAAAAUUGGAUAAUAUUUGGUAUAGAUUAUUGUCCUGGUGGAGAGAUGUUUAGUUAUAUGAAAAGAGUAUAAAAGAUGACAGAAUAAUAAGCAAGGUUUUAUAUAACUGAAGUUUGUUUAGCUUUAGGAUUUUUACAUCAUUAAUAAAUAAUAUAUCGUGAUUUAAAACCAGAAAAUGUGUUAGUUGAUAUAACUGGACAUAUUCAAUUGGCAGAUUUUGGUUUAGCAAGACCAAAUAUGUAACCUGAAUAAAAUGCAUAUUCAUUUUGUGGUUCUCCUGAAUAUAUGGCACCUGAAAUGUUUCAUAAUGAUGGACAUAAUUAUUUGGUUGAUUAUUAUUGUUUAGGAGCUCUCUUAUAUGAAUUUGUUACAGGACUUCCACCUUUUUAUUGUGAAGAUAAAAAUGUGAUUUAUACUAGAUUAUUAAAUGAAUAAGUGACAUUCCCAAAAAAGUUAAGUCCUGAAGUCAAAGAUUUAAUUCGAUUGUUGAUGAUUAAAGAUCCAAGUAAAAGAUUAGGUUCGAAAAAUGGUGUAGAUGAUAUUUUAGCACAUCCUUGGUUUUAAGAUAUUGAUAUUGCUAAAUAUAUUUCAAAAAAAAUAGAUCCUCCUUAUAUUCCAGAUUUAACUAAACUAACAUUUAAACAACCUACUACUAAUGACAGAAUAUUAUUCGAAUAGCUAAAUAGAGAAUAGAAAUUAAUUAUUUAAUUUACACCUAUGUUUUAAAAUACUUUCUUCUACCAAUAGAAUAAACAAAAACAUUAUGAAUUUGAUAAAAACUCUUCAACUUAAAUAACCAAAGAUACUAUUGAUUCUUUAGUAAGAAAGAGAAGUAAAAAUUCUCAGAAUAGUUAACAAUCACUUUUAUCCCAAUAAUCAUAAUCAUAAUUAUCAUCAGUGAUAUGUUCUAAUGAUACACUCAAAAAUACAAAAAGUGUAACUAACCUAAAAAAUUAUUAAAGUUUAUUGACUGAACCAUCUAAAAAAUGA
This is a messenger RNA of Paramecium sonneborni, 1938 nucleotides long. The record is from the annotation of a GenBank genome assembly. NCBI's taxonomy places the organism in Eukaryota, Ciliophora, Oligohymenophorea, Peniculida, Parameciidae.